Molecule: messenger RNA, 1335 nt
Organism: Trifolium pratense (red clover)
Lineage: Eukaryota; Viridiplantae; Streptophyta; Magnoliopsida; Fabales; Fabaceae
Exons: 2
Coding region: 141-1163 (340 amino acids)
Source: RefSeq, a predicted model, not a curated record
UUCAUCUUACUCACGUUCAUGUUAAAAAUCACUAGAAAAAUAACCACUUGGUGAGUUUUCUAUUAGCAUAAAGAUAGUAUAUAAAGAGAGGCCACAUUCAUCUCUUUCAUUGAUCUAUCAAACAAAACAAAAGAUUAAUCAUGGAUGUCUUAAGCAACAAAAGUUUAAUGUUUGUUUUGUUUUUAUUUGUAUUUGUAUCAUCAUGUGUUAUGUGUAUCAAUGUUGAUACUCAAACAUGCACCAACCGAAAGAGCAGUUGUUUUCUCAAGAAAAUGCCUUGUCCGGCUCAGUGUCCUUCAAAAUCACCGGUUAACCCAAGAGACAAAGUUUGCUAUCUUGAUUGUGAUUCUCCUUUGUGCAAAACUCAGUGCAAAAGUCGUAAACCAAAUUGUAAUGGUCGCGGAUCUGCAUGCUUGGAUCCUCGGUUCGUUGGUGCGGAUGGCAUUGUUUUCUAUUUCCAUGGAAGGAGAAAUGAGCAUUUCAGCUUGGUAUCUGAUGUCAACCUUCAAAUCAACGCUCGUUUUAUCGGCCUCAGGCCAACAGGGAGACCAAGGGAUUAUACUUGGAUUCAAGCAUUGGGAGUCCUCUUUGAUUCACACAACUUUUCUGUUGAGGCCACGCCAUCUUCAAUUUGGGAUGACGACGUUGACCAUUUGAAGCUCUCUUUUGACGGAAAGGAACUCGUAAUUCCAGAAGGUCACCUGUCUACAUGGCAAUCCGAGGAAAAUCAACUAAGAGUCGAGAGAACAUCGAAUGAGAACGGUGUCAUGAUUACCAUCCCAGAAGUUGCUGAAAUAUCUGUCAAUGUGGUGCCUGUGACCAAGGAAGACAGUAGAAUCCAUAACUAUCAGAUUCCUAAUGAUGAUUGCUUUGCUCAUUUGGAGGUGCAGUUCAAAUUCUAUGGUUUAUCGUCCAAAGUUGAAGGAAUUCUUGGUAGGACUUAUCAGCCAGAUUUUCAAAAUCCGGCAAAGCCAGGUGUGGCAAUGCCGGUAGUUGGCGGGGAAGACAAGUAUAGAACCACGUCGCUUGUUUCUGCCGACUGUAACGCUUGUAUAUUCUCUUCUGCCAAAGAUUCAAUGCAGGAAGGCAUGGAGAUAGAAUUUGGUAUGAUGGAUUGCACUAGUGGUGCCAGCAGUGGUAACGGUAUAGUUUGCAGAAGAUAAAUUUGACAGUUUCUAUUGUUCGCCUUUUUUUAAUGAUUGAAUGUUGUAACUAAGAAAAAAUAUUUCUGUAAUGUACUCACUACUCAGUGGCUAAAAAAUUAUUGUUUUGUAACCAUAUUUCCUUUUGAAUAAGUGUAUUAAUUUGUUUGCUUAUAAAUGAUUGAAUAUUGUG